This is a messenger RNA of Botrytis sinoallii, 273 nucleotides long. RefSeq lists its product as uncharacterized. The transcript is spliced from 3 exons. The coding region runs from base 1 to 273 and encodes 90 amino acids. NCBI's taxonomy places the organism in Eukaryota, Fungi, Ascomycota, Leotiomycetes, Helotiales, Sclerotiniaceae. The record is from RefSeq and is a predicted model, not a curated record.
AUGGAAGGACUCACCCCCUCAGAGCAAAGAGAAUUCCAAAGCCGUAUGGAAAGAAAGCAAAUGAAGGAAUUCAUGGGCAUGUUCUCCAACCUCGUAACCCACUGCUUCGACUCCUGCGUCGACGACUUCUCCACCAAAUCCCUCAUCGCCCGCGAAACCGGUUGCGUCUCCCGCUGCGUCCAAAAAUUCAUGGCUGGAAGUGAGCGUAUCGGUCAGAGAUUCCAAGAACAGCAAGCACAGAUGAUGAGUCAACCUCCUCCUGGGUCAAGGUAA